Molecule: messenger RNA, 982 nt
Organism: Pseudophryne corroboree (corroboree frog)
Lineage: Eukaryota; Metazoa; Chordata; Amphibia; Anura; Myobatrachidae
Gene: SNRPB2
Product: small nuclear ribonucleoprotein polypeptide B2
Exons: 7
Coding region: 154-822 (222 amino acids)
Biological process (GO): mRNA splicing, via spliceosome
Cellular component (GO): U1 snRNP
Molecular function (GO): U1 snRNA binding
Source: RefSeq, a predicted model, not a curated record
ACAAGCAGUUACGUUGUAUUUUUAUUUGACUACACUGAUUUAUUUCUGGUGAGUGCUCCAGGCGGCCGGUGUGGUCAGCCCGCUGCGCACGGUGAGCGGCAGUACAGUACGCAGGACUUCCGGGGAGGAGGAGGUUUACUAAACGGCAGCAAAAUGGAUAUCCGGCCAAAUCACACGGUUUACAUUAACAACUUGAAUGACAAAAUAAAAAAAGAUGAGCUGAAGCGAUCGAUGUACGCACUAUUCUCGCAGUUUGGCCAUGUAAUGGAUAUAGUGGCUUUAAAGACCAUGAAGAUGAGAGGACAGGGUUUUGUCAUCUUUAAGGAGCUUAGCUCAGCCACCAACGCGUUACGGCAAUUACAAGGCUUUCCUUUUUAUGAUAAACCAAUGCGCAUUCAGUAUGCAAAGACUGACUCUGAUGUGAUAUCUAAGAUGCGGGGAACAUUUGCCGACAAAGAGAAGAAGAAAGAGAAGAAAAAAAAUAAAGCUCAAGAACAGGCCGUUAAUGCAGCGAAUAAAAAGCCUGCACAGGAAACGGAUAAUGCAUCACCGGGAGGGGCGCAGAACCAACAGGUGCCAGACAACCCGCCAAAUUACAUCCUUUUCUUGAAUAAUCUACCAGAGGAAACCAAUGAAAUGAUGCUUUCCAUGUUGUUUAACCAGUUCCCUGGCUUCAAAGAAGUGCGUCUGGUUCCUGGAAGACACGAUAUUUCUUUUGUAGAAUUUGAGAAUGAGAACCAGGCAGGCUCUGCGCGUGAUGCACUUCAAGGAUUUAAGAUUACGCCGUCUCACGCUAUGAAGAUUACAUAUGCUAAAAAGUAAAACAUUUGGGAUUACUGGAUUUAUUUAUGACUUUGUAUUGUUGGAAGAACUUACAGUGCCUGGUGCAACAUUCGAUUAUAGUGGAAUUACAGGUUCUGUAUGUGCUGUAAUUCACACUGAUGCUAGUUUUGUACAAAUAAAUGUUUUUGUUUCUUUUAAA